This is a messenger RNA of Trichoderma atroviride IMI 206040, 750 nucleotides long. Lineage: Eukaryota; Fungi; Ascomycota; Sordariomycetes; Hypocreales; Hypocreaceae. The record is from RefSeq and is a predicted model, not a curated record.
CAGACGAGAUGCCGAGGCGGGUUGCCAAAACUCAUCCCGUGUCAUACUCUGCCUAAAUGCACGUAUGGAUUCGCAGCUCAAAUGGACCUUUCAAAGGUAAUCUACUGCUAUUAAUUACAUGUACGGCUAUUAUACACACGCCCACACCUUGAUGGGCGCAAAAGAAAGAAACAGAGAGAAAAGCGAUGGAUUGACUGGGUCCAUCCAGCAAACGGUCCAGAAUAUCAUCCUAAAUCUCACCAGGCAGACGGGGAUCGGCCCGCCCAUUGGCUAGGCCGCGGUUCCAUUCCAAGAGAACAGGACAAGUAUCUACAAGUAAUAGCCUACGGUACCACUCCAUCGGGUACAAGGAACAGUCUGUAAUUUCUUCUUCUCUAUUCUCGCUCAUCUGUCACUUAUUAGUCUCGGCCUUUUUUUGUCCCCUUUCACAACUGACAAUAGUACCUCUGUCUUGUGGCGCCGCUGCCCUGUUUCUAGAAGUCAGCGUCGGCGCCCGUAGAGUGUCUCAAUUCCAGGAUUCGCAGCGCCACCAAAAGCAAAUCAAUCAUAUGUAUCUUUCGUGAUUCCAGUCCCUCCCAUUUUCUUACAUGCAACGACGCUAUUUCGGCUGACUGCCUGGUUUCCCUGCUGCAUGACCAUGGCCUUUGCGCCACCGAAAUGACAAGCGGGAUAAGAGGGAAAAGGUGGCUUGAUCUGAUUUCUCACCGAAGUCCCCCAAUAAGGAGCUCGGCUCAGCCUUGCUGCUUCGCC